Messenger RNA from Pelobates fuscus (common spadefoot toad), 675 nucleotides. It is a transcript of the gene LBX2, whose product is annotated as ladybird homeobox 2. Bases 1 to 675 code for a protein of 224 amino acids. The transcript is spliced from 3 exons. The record is from RefSeq and is a predicted model, not a curated record. NCBI's taxonomy places the organism in Eukaryota, Metazoa, Chordata, Amphibia, Anura, Pelobatidae. Gene Ontology annotation, molecular function: sequence-specific double-stranded DNA binding; DNA-binding transcription factor activity, RNA polymerase II-specific. Gene Ontology annotation, biological process: regulation of transcription by RNA polymerase II. Gene Ontology annotation, cellular component: nucleus.
AUGAGGGAGAGACGGGUAGGAGCCAUGGAGGAGAGCAGCUCCAGCAAGCCUCUUACCCCAUUCAGCAUUCAGGACAUACUCAGCAAGCCUUCUGUCAGGAGGACCCCAGCUGGGGGGGCCCAAACAGGGGGGGUCCCCCAAUCCUCCCCUCUCUAUGCACUGGAGGAGCUGGCCAGCAAAACCUUCCAGGGGCUGGAACUGUCCUUAUUGCAGCCUGCGGGAGGUCGGGAUCCACUCAGUUGCUAUGGACACAAACACAGCACCAAGAAACGACGCAAGUCUCGAACAGCUUUCACCAACCACCAAAUCUAUGAGUUGGAGAAACGAUUCCUGUACCAGAAGUACCUCUCACCUGCUGACAGGGAUCACAUUGCUCAGCAACUGGGCCUUAGCAAUUCUCAAGUCAUUACAUGGUUUCAGAAUCGUCGUGCAAAACUCAAAAGAGACAUAGAAGAAAUGAAGGCAGAUGUUGAAUCACUAAAGAAGCUGCCACCACAUGCCCUUGAGAAACUGACAUCAUUGCCUGAGGUGGAGGUGAUGGAGGAGGAGGAUGCUGUGGUGAGAGGAUAUUCCCCUAUUUCACAGUGCAUCUACCUUCAAUCACCUCACUGUUCAUCCAUUGAGCACACAGUUGAUGAAUUCUCAGAUAAUGUGGAGAUUGAGGUGGAUGACUAG